Molecule: messenger RNA, 3582 nt
Organism: Onychostoma macrolepis
Lineage: Eukaryota; Metazoa; Chordata; Actinopteri; Cypriniformes; Cyprinidae
Gene: umodl1
Product: uromodulin-like 1
Exons: 16
Coding region: 1-2853 (950 amino acids)
Cellular component (GO): extracellular region; cell surface
Molecular function (GO): peptidase inhibitor activity; calcium ion binding; protein binding
Source: RefSeq, a predicted model, not a curated record
AUGCAUUGGGUUGUUGGUACCUGGUUAAUCACAUCUCUUCUCGGCCUUGGAAUGGGGCACAACACUUUAUUUGAAGGAUAUGACCGGACUCUGUCAGGUUAUCAUCUGUGUAAUAUGACUGAGUCUGUGUCAGUGACCCAUGUGAUCUCCUAUCCAACCUCGUACACCCAGAAGAAACCGUGUGGUGGCUGGCUGCCAUGGACAAUGUGUGAUGUCACAGUUUAUAAGACAGAAUACCGAACACAGGUGUCUGACAUGACCAAGCAGGUCAUGAAAUGCUGCCAUGGCUAUGAACAAGUUGGGAGUUACUGUGCCUUGUCCUUGAACAGAAGUGCAGAAUUCACAUCCAAGCCAGGAUUGUGUCCCCCAACAAGAGCGACAGGGUGUCUGAGUAAUAAUUCAAACUCCUCCGGCUCUGUGUGCAACUGGGACAUUGAUUGUCCUCAGUGGCAAAAAUGCUGCCUGAUUGAAAACACCUCCCUCAUCUCUCAGUGCUCAGACCCUGUACCAUCAGUCAACAGAACCUGGUGCUUCAAUGUGACAGUAACAGUUAAGAAAACCUAUGAGCUAAUUACCUGGGACAAAGGACUCUUCAACCACACCAGACUGCUGCACUCUGUGAUAACUGGCGCUCUGGGAAUUGAUCAAAUUUCUGUGCAUCAUGUCUGGACAAAAACAGCAGGGCCCUUCACAACCUCUUCCUCAUUGCUGGUUUGUUCUUCUAAAGUUAUCUUACUAGAAGACAUCUCUACAAAACUGUAUCUGCUGGGAAUCAUUGAGGAGGUGACUAAUUUGGUGGUGCAAGGUAUGACAAAUCUGAUUUCUCCACCACCAACCACCACCACCACCACCCCAUCCUGGACUACUCACUCUCUACCACAACCAACCACCACCACCCCAUCUUCUACAUGCGACUACACACCUGAGAUCAUCAGCAUCCUCUCUUAUAAUGUCACUGCAUCAUCCUUCCAUGUGGCAUGGACCACCAACAUCCAGACAGGGGUCACCUUCUACCUGGUUCUGCUAAAUGGGAGCAAUGAGAUACAAAAGUGGCAAGUGAUGAGCUAUAAUUGGACAUUCACCGACCUGAGUCCUGUGGUUCUUCAUACUGUACGUGUCACUCCAGUAGCCUGUGGUAACCAGGGAAACCCCAUAGAGAUCAAAGUGAGAACAGAUGGACAGUCUCUUGGAGCUACAGCCCGCUUGAAAGGCGUGAAUUAUACAGAGGCCUUGAAAAACCCAAACAGUGAUGAAUAUAAGGCGUUCUGUGACAGUGUCAUGAAUGAGACUCUUUUGUCCUUGUCUUCAGAGAUACGUGCACUAGUCAUCUCUGGACAGGUCAUCAUCCAGAUAACAUCCCUCUCAUCCGGCAGCAUAAUUGUGAACUUUUCCAUCAUAUUUCAACCCGGCAGCAACUUGAGCAUGUCAAUUGUGUCCAGUGCUCUGAUGGGGUCUCUUCAGAACAGCUCCGUAUAUGAAGUAGACAGUAACAGUAUAUACAUAGCAGAUCCAGAUGAGUGUUUUCUGGAUAAGGCAGACUGCUCUCCAUGGGCUUACUGUAAUAACACUUUUGGCUCAUACAUCUGUGACUGUUGGUCUGGAUACACAGACUUGAACCCCAGUAGACCAGGGCGCAGCUGUGCAGUUUUCCUGUUCAUGGCCACAACUCCCACCACAAACUACCCUGGAGUAUCUUCAGAUUCCACGGGCACUACAACAUCUUCCACCACCAUGUCUGGAAACCCAACUAUGAGCAGUACAGUGAGCACAACUCAUGUUCAGCACAACACAACAACGUCUUCAGCUUCCACAGCUACUAACGGACCAACAACAGCGACGACCAAAAUUCCUACAACAACACUUGCACCUACGACGCAGAACUCUGUCAGAACUACAACUCCCGAUUCUCAGAUAUCAAGCACUCCACCAGAUUUGAUCUUCCAUGUAGCUGUUGAGUGCAUCCCGUGGUAUGUAACAGUCGUUAUAAGGCGUGGCGUCUUGCACAACCAUUACAUCCAAGAGAGUUCCCUGUACCUCGGUAAAGCAGAAUGUGGUCUCAGCGGGGGAAAUGCAUCCCAUGUGUGGCUCACUACAUCUUGGGAGAACUGUGGUACUACACUAGUGCAUAACGAUACCCAUCAUUUAGCUAAUGUGACUCUAUAUAACAGCGUGAGCACUGUUUCUUCUGUGCGUCUGAAAGUUCCUGUCACUUGCUCUUACCCCAGAGGCAUCCUCAUCUCCACGGGAUACGGCCCCUCAGGGUAUUUUGAUGACCUAGUGGCAGGAUCGGGUAUGUUCCAGGUUAUUGUGCGGCUGCUGAAAGGGACGAUUCCUUUACCUGAAAAUUACACCCUCUUCACUGAUGAUGAAAUCAUUGUAGAGGUUGGGGUCAACACUACUGUCUCCCAAAUCAAAGUUGUCAUCGACAAGUGCUGGGUCACUUCCAGCAGCGAUUCAUCAGAGACUCCCUACAAUCUGUUUCUGGAUAAAGGUUGUGAAGUGACAAACCUAUACACAACUGUUCUUCAGAACGGAAAUGACACUGUGGCUUUGCUAUCAGUGCAGCUAUUCAAAGCUGUAGAUUUCGACGUCAUCUACCUGCACUGCCAGGUCCAGAUCUGUGUUGAAAUUCAGAACGGCACCUGCAGACCUGUGAUGUCGGUCCAAACAGAUACAUCAGAUACAUCAAAUACUGUGCAGUCUGUUGGAUUUAUUCUGCUUGGUGUUGGGGUGUUUCUGUUUUCCCUGGCUGCCAUUGCAGGAUUGGUGUAUCAUAAAAGGAAAAUCGGCAACUACAACUUUCGUUGUAAACCACAGCAACAGAACUUCACCUAUCAUGUUUUUGACACCUAACUGCACUCAAAUAGUUAACUGUAGCUGUAAACUGAUCAUUUUAUUAUUGGAUAUUACUAAUAGUCCCAGUAUAGGCCAAGAGAAAAUUAAAUUAAUGGUGAGAUAAAUGGAUUAACGGAAUUAAUGGAUUUGACUAAAUUUUUGUAGAAAAACAAUCUAACUUAGGCUACUAUGAAAAUUAUUCUUAAUUUUAUUUAUUUAUUUUUGUCAGCACUUUAAUCUAUACAUAUGGUGUAGAUCAAGGCCUUAACCACUGAUAUUGUCGAAAAAGCUAAAUGUUCCUUUACCGUCAUGUUCAUACUCAUAAAAUAAAUAAAUAAAUGAUUCAGCCAUUUUCAACACAAAAUGGCGAAAUUUAACGUAAAAAAACGGAGUAGUUUGCAUCACUGGAUGUUAUUGUUGAUCGUUUAACACUUCUAUAGUAAAAACCGUUAUGAAAUAUUAAAUAGCCUACUGCUUAUAUCUUACCUCGCAUAUUCUUUCACCGUUAAAACUGAAGAGUCGCGCGGGAAUUUCCGCCUUCUUUGAUUUGAUUGGCAGACAAGCCUAAAAUAAAUCCAUUCACACUCCAAACAGAGAUGCAUCAACAGUAUCAAAUAGUAGGACAGAAAUGUGUCCGUUUGUAAAUUUUUGGUGGCGCUUGUCCUUCUCAAUGUCUAUUGUGGUUAACGGCUCUGGAAUAGAUAUUUAAAAUGGUUGAAUAUGUUACUUAUAUAUGAAAACUGCACA